This is a messenger RNA of Haliaeetus leucocephalus (bald eagle), 1897 nucleotides long. RefSeq names its product acireductone dioxygenase 1 (gene ADI1). Gene Ontology annotation, molecular function: acireductone dioxygenase [iron(II)-requiring] activity. The record is from RefSeq and is a predicted model, not a curated record. The transcript is spliced from 5 exons. The coding region runs from base 1 to 549 and encodes 182 amino acids. NCBI's taxonomy places the organism in Eukaryota, Metazoa, Chordata, Aves, Accipitriformes, Accipitridae.
AUGGGUUUCAAUCGCAGGGCCGUGGAGGCUGGAGAGGACCUGGAGUGCACCUCGCUCACCCCAGCUCUAGCGGGUCAGCCGGAGCAGGCCGCCCGGGGGCCCCCGCCUAUCUUGCAGUUGGAUGCUGACAACUAUGAGACUGAUCCCUGCCUGAAAGAGAUUCGGAGAGCAGAAAAUUAUUCCUGGAUGGAUAUAAUAACCAUACAUAAAGACAAGCUUCCAAAUUAUGAGGAAAAGAUAAAAACAUUUUAUGAAGAACAUUUACACCUAGACGAUGAAAUUCGCUACAUCUUAGAUGGAUCUGGCUAUUUUGAUGUUCGUGACAAGGAUGACAAAUGGAUCCGGAUUUCCAUGGAAAAAGGAGACAUGAUAACCCUCCCUGCUGGCAUAUAUCACCGAUUUACACUGGAUGAGAACAAUUACGUGAAGGCAAUGAGGCUAUUCGUUGGAGAACCUGUCUGGACAGCAUACAACAGGCCGGCUGAUGAUUUUCCUGCUCGGAAACAGUAUAUGAAGUUUUUGGCUGAAGAAGCAAGUAAUGGUGUCUGAGACCCGACAGGUGGAACAGCCUAAAGCCCUGUCAGAAAAAAUGUGACUGGUGGCUUUUUGCUGAUUAGACUUCUAUUUACAUAUGCAAUUGGAAUCACAGAAUCAUAGAAAAAUUUAGGUUGAAAGGUCAUGUGGAGGUCAUCUAAUCCAACCCCCUGCAAAGUACCAGGCCAACUUUAAAGCUAGACCAAGUCGCUCAAGAUCUUGAGGUUUGGAAACCUCCAGUGGUGGCGGUUCCACAGCCUGUCUGGGUGCUCAUUCCAGCACUUGGCUUCUCUCAGGGGCAAGCAUUUGUUCUUCACGGCCAACUCCGUGGUCACAGCUUGCAGUUCUUGUCUCUUGCCCUUUCAUUGAAUGCCUGAGAAGAGGCUGGCUUUGUCUUCUCUGCAGUCCCUUCUCUAGUGGGAAACUAGUUAGGUCUCCUCUCAGCCUUCUCUUUUCCAGGCUCAACAAACUAGUGUUCUUAGCUGGGUUCUUUUCUGUUAAGGAAGAUGUUCAACACAUUUUGCCUUAGCUUUGACUACUGAGGAAUGUCACUUGUAACCACCUGACAUUUAGACUUGAAGCACUGACUGUUUUGAGCCCAAUGGUCCAGAAGAUUUUCACCCACCUCAUAGUUCGUAUCCUCAGUCCGGCCACAAGGCUGCUGUGGGACACGCUGUUGAAAGCCUUGCUGUGGUCAAGGUGAAUGACAUCUGCUGCUUCCCCUCCACCAAGGAGGCAGUCAUUGCAUCUUGGAUGGCAGUCAGGAUGGUCAGGCAGAAUGCACCCUUGGUAAAUUGGUGUUGACUGGUUGCUCCCUAUCACCUUGUAUUUCAUGUGCCUGGAACAGCUUCCACAAUGCCUUAUUCUGUAAUUUUCCGCGGGACUGAAGUGAGGCUGACCAGCCUGUAGUCCCCCAGAUCUUCUUUCUUGCCCUUUUGAAGGUGGCAGUAUCAUUUGCCUUUUUCCAGUCACAAAGGUUUUCCUGAUCUCCUUGACCUUUCAAAGAUGCCAGCAGCCUUGCAGUGACAUUAGCUAGUUGCAUUUACAGUUGCUCAGGAAUCCAUUUUCUAAUAUUUUUUUUCCUUGAUAUUUCUGUCAGGUAGAAUUGGGAGAGGUGGGCUACAUUAAUAUUCAUUCUGCUCUGAAUCCAUGCUAAUGAACUAUAUAGGAAUCUGUUUUUAAUUAAAGAAAAUAAACCCUGCUUCAUUCUUGCCUAAAAAUGUUCAUAAGAUAAAUUUGCAUAAUCAUCAUUUUAGUAUGCAGCUUCCCAAGUUCUGCCGUGGUACAUAAAGCUGUGGUUUUCUCUCAGUAAAAUGCAGCAAUUUGCUCUUGUGAGAUAUUAAUAAAAUUACUUUGACUUAGG